CAUGAGUGCCGUUUGUGUAACCCAUGCUGUUCUCUGCUGUAACCACUGUAAUCGUGCCUAAUUUCAUCACAGUGAUGAGAUAACUUACAAGCUGGGAUUGGAUUGGCUAUCUAUUUAUUUCGACUUCAGAACUAUGAACAACUGCCUCCAUGACCACGACGUGUCCAUGACAACUGCGAAGAAAUGAUGAGGCUUUCCCUUUUGCAGCAGGUCUAUACCGUAAGAAUAUCAAUAGUUACAACAUACUGAAAUCACUAUGAGUGAAACCCCAAACAUAAAAGCAAGAAACAGGUGCGCUUGCUAGUCAACAAUACAGGGUCAUCAUCAUCGGAAGGCAAGCGCCAGCCCAUGCGCCCAUGCGCCAGCCCAACAACCACACCGUCGUGUAACGCGGCGCUGUAUUUUGAACUUGCGGGUUAUCAAAUACGACAUCGUUCUUCGGUAGCUCUAGAGAAAAUCUAGGUAUUGCUGACGUGCUUGAUAUUAUGCUGACUUCUGUAAUCAAUGCUUAGCAAGCAACCGUGAUGGAAUGUAUCGAUACAAAUACUUCAAUGGACUCUGAUAUGGGUUCACAAGACUGCGACCCUGUCCUGACCAAAAAUACUCAGAGUAUCCAGUGUGCUUCCAGCACAUGUCAAAACCACGAAAGGUACUGUGCAGACCUCAAUUUUUAUCGGUUUCCCAAAGACAGAGCACGCUGUCGAUUGUGGGUAGAGAAAUGUGGAAAUAGUAAUCUUUUGAAUAAGCAACCUGAAGAACUCAACGUCGAUUACUAUUUAUGUGCUUUGCAUUUCGGGCCAUUUCAAUACCAGCAAGGUGCAGAUGAACAUCGACUACUACCGGAUGCUGUACCAACGAUAUUUCCUCAUAAAAAAAGAACGUACAGCGAGAUCGACCAUGACUACUUGAGUACUCCAAUCCCCACAUCUUGUACAGACUCAUCUCCGUCAGUGUCUUCAAUGCAAACUGCUGUGCCAAAUACAGUGUCACCAUGUGUAAAUAACAUUUCGUCAUUUACAACGAAAACUUUUAUCGCAAAGCCGUCGAAAGCAUCUGUUCCCUCAAAUGGUAGUGUCAGCGUUGCUGGAGCAACAAGUAAAAGAAGUGCAGCUCAGAAGAAGAGUCUUGUUGCUAAGAGACCAGCACAAGUGAAAGAAACUCCACUGCAGAAAUAUAUGCUUCUGUGUUCUGAGCUCAAGAGUGACCUGAGAAGCCUGCAGAAACACAGGGAGGAAGGAGAAAAACUGUCCUCAAAUGUUUUAGACUUGCUCCUCAGACAGGCAGAGCUGCUUCCCUUUGAAGAUGCCAUCUUUCUCACAGGAGCUUUGGUUAACUUCCAAGAGGAUCGUUACAGACAGACUGCUAGAAAUGUGGUCGAGUCUGCUACGAAGGUGAUAUGGCAGGAACAGUUGCUUCAUGGCACAGCUAAAGUUAGGAAACAGCCUGCUGCAGAAGUGGCAGUUUUUAUUAUGAAUAAGGAGCUUCCUGGCCAUAUUAUCAUAGGAAAACGAAAAAUAACUGUUGGUGGUGGUCUGUACCAAGUGCCAUGCGGAGAAAUUGAGUUCGGAGAGACUUGGGAAGAAGCAGCUUUUCGUGAAGUUCUCGAGAGCACAUCAUUACAUAUUAAAGAAAUUUCUGUCUGCUCCAUUGUGGAUACUGUAGAAAACAGUGCAGACUAUCACAGCGUAACAGUAUUUAUGCGUGGGUUUGUCAAUAGUAUUCGAGGAGUGGAACCUCAAGCCCUGCAGUCGUGUCGUUGUGACUCGUGGCAUUGGAGAAAAUGGACUGAUAUGCCACCUGCAGACUGUUUGUUCUGGUCACUAAGGGACUAUACACUAGAAAAUUUACAGCCCUUUGACUGAUUUCUCUGUAUGUUGCCACUGUAAUAUGGAAUGCUUCAUAUAUUCUUUACAUGCCACCAUUUUGACAUUGUGAAUCAUCGUGGGCAUUAUGAUAAGCAUAAUCAAAUACUUCAUUUGGUGCUUAGCUUGUCAUGAAACACUAGUGCGACAUUUUUCAUAUGUAUUGAGGCACAAUAAAUAGUGUUUUUGUUAGCCUCC
Ornithodoros turicata is the source of this 2060-nucleotide messenger RNA. RefSeq lists its product as uncharacterized. The record is from RefSeq and is a predicted model, not a curated record. Gene Ontology annotation, cellular component: cytosol. Bases 525 to 1862 code for a protein of 445 amino acids. Gene Ontology annotation, molecular function: 8-oxo-7,8-dihydrodeoxyguanosine triphosphate pyrophosphatase activity. NCBI's taxonomy places the organism in Eukaryota, Metazoa, Arthropoda, Arachnida, Ixodida, Argasidae. The transcript has a single exon. Gene Ontology annotation, biological process: dGTP catabolic process.